AUGUUGAAGAUUGCGUUUUUGUGGUCGGUUUUUUUAGGGACUGCAGCAUCGCUUCAUCUGGCCGUCGGCGGCUGUGGCGGCCGCCGACCGGCGUUCGCAUGCCACACACUCCAGUGUGGGCCGCAGCAUACUCGUUCCGUGCCCGUUUUCGCGGAAUCGACACCGCUGACGUUAUCCCAGGUGGAACAACUGGAGCGGGAGCAUGUGGGUUUCGAGGCCGAGGAGGCUAAGCCACCCAAAUGCCCGGUGCAGCCCCAGCACCUGAGCAAUCGUGUCGUCAAGGCAAUAGUGGACCACGACAUGGAGAUGCUCAUGAAGCGCUCGCUUGACCCUACAGGACGACCGCAGCACCUCCAUCAAGUGUGGAAGAUCAAGAAGCACCGCAAGAGGCUGAACCCGGUAUUAUUCCGUGUCGGGGAGAAAGUGAAGGGCCGUGUGGCGAUCACGUUUCCCACCUACGCUCUCGUAGACGUGGGUUCUACAUCUUACGGUGUGCUUCACGCGCGUGAUAUGAGCGAGGGCUGGAUCGACCGUGUGGACCACAGCAUAACCUCGGGGGAGGACCUGAUAGUCACCGUGAAGUCGAUUGACGAGGAUGCGAGGUUCAUUCGCCUCACCCUUCUUGACCUUCCAAAACUGGAGGGUCCUACUGGGGAACCCAUAGAGCGGCGACCGUUGCACACGUUUAGGGUGGAAGAGGCCGUCGCCGGUGUCAUCCGCCGCAGGUCUCCGUUAGGCUACUAUGUGGAUGUCGGUGCCACAGUUGACGGGUUUCUACACAUAAACGACCGCAAGCUGCCCAGGAAGUACACAGGUAUCGCACGGCAGCCAUUCCGUAUAGGCACACGGAUACCCACCCUCUACGUCAAAUGCGUAGACCUUGUUAAGAACCGCUUACAGCUCAGCGAAAACUCGCUCGCCGAGGAGUUGGAGAAGCGCUGUUUGACAGGUCAGGAAACGCCGGAGCAGCAGGCAGUGUACCACCCCGGUAAUCGGCUAUCGAUGUUGCAGAGCCUGCAGGCCAACGACCUAGAGAAGAUGCGGAUGAUCGGCGGGUAUGACGAUCUGCUGAAGGAGGUCGGGGCGGAUCGCAAUGCAUCAACAGCGUACGUCAUGUAUCUGCAGAAUCGCAAAAAAAUAGAACACCUGGAGCAUCUGAAGGAUACCGUGUUGGACGACGCUGACAACAUGGACGAUGUCCAACUGAGGCGUGCCACCAAGGAAUACAACAGGCUGUCAGCGGAGAUUGCCGAACUCAAGCAAGAAGCAAACGAACCCCCGCCAUUCCGCCGGACAGUGUAUAAGUAUGGCGAUCCCGGUGUAUGGGAAAGCCGGGUGUACACGCCAUUCGAUGAGAAGAACCCACGCGACUACUUCCAAAAGGUCACGGAGGAGGUGACGACGGCACUGCGUGACGUUCAGGGAGAGAAUUUCGACUUCAAAGGUGCAAUGGCCGACGAUCUCCAUAGCGCUGAACGCCGUGGAGAGAUUGUAGAGCACCUGUGGGACAUUUUCCACGCCCCGCCCAGCGACAAAAGUAAAAUCGAGGACACAGAACCGCGAUAUGCAACAUUGGAGGAUAUAGACGAUUUGUUGCCAGAAUCGGAGAUAUCUAAUGAAGCGCAUUCUUCGUGGGCAGACGUUCCAGAUGCGGAUACGGUCGUCGCCAAGCUCGAGACGUAUGACCACCCCGAGGCAAAGGACCUCGCAGAAAUGAUACGCAGUGCGUCAGGAUUCAACCCGUUUGCCCAUUCGGAUAGACUUAUAGAUGACGACAAGACAGCUAUUCUAGGCGCAUCUGCAAUGGCGAACGAUGACGUGACAACAUGGCAAGCUCGACUGGACAGAAUGUAUGAAGACGUCGGUGUCGAUCCCAUGGAUGUGGCGGCGGCAACGCUUGCCGGCAAAAGUCACGGAAAACGCACGAAUGGCGACUCAUCGGAGGAGCACGACAUUUUGAUGCAAUCCUUUGCACGCGACGAUGGCGCUAUCUCAGAAGUGCCCAAUGUCGACGAGUAUGUGGACUCAACGGAAGGGGCCAAAAGCGAAGUAAACUUCCUUGCCCCCGAAGUGGAGGACGAUGACGACACGGAUUAUGUAGAAACGUCAGAAUUGUCGGACGACGACUUCAACUCAGAUGAUACCGCUGAAUCAUCCAAACCAGGCGGGUAUAAUGAGGGGCCCGAGGACGCUGAGCACCGUUCACGGUAUACGGAGAAAAACCAAAACGGAUAUGAUAUAGAUGUAUCCGAUGUAUAUGACUCCGUGUCCGAUUCUGAUGACGAUGGUUCGGACUUUUACAGCGGUUUGGAAGAUUCGGAUGACGCUUCCGGUGUGGAAGACAGCGAUGCCGAUGAGGAAGAAAGUGACACCGAUGACACCUCCGACAUUGAGGAUUUCAAGGAUGUUGCAAGUAGCAUAUUCGCGUCAGAAGAGCUAACCGAACUGCCGAAAACACGGUCCAAAUCACGACUGGGACAAAGUCACAGUUUGAGGGACGUUGCGUCUGAAGUGCCGACUUCGGGGACCCUGACCACAACACCUACAACCGAUACGGCGAUCGAUGUGUCAACUGCUUUGCCAAAGGGUCCACUGGAGCCUGUGGAAAAAUGCUACGAGGCUCCCACAAUAACAGAUGAUAUACAGAAUAUCUUCAACGAAGUCAGGGCGCUUACUGCCAACGUAAGCAAUGAGGACACGCCGCUCGAGGCGACUGAUUUCCCCCCUAAAUUCGAAAAUCGGGACACCAGGAAAAUCAACCACCAACUCUAUAUACAGAGAAACCGUUUUCUAGAUCCGGUAACCCGCCUUUAUGUGAUGAGCAAGGUGCCUCCCCGACCUCUUCCGCCAAAACCGGAAGACGAACUGGAGAGUGACUCAGACGGUUAUGACUUCUCCUCUACAGUUGACCGUCGGCCUAAGGACGGGUUCAUGCGGAGCAGUGAUUCAGGCACUAAUGACGACAUAGAUGCACGACGCCACGUCGGCCAGCAGGAUGAAUUCAGGGACAUCGAUUACUUUGACUUUUCGUCAGACGAUACGGACGACGAAGGUGAAGAGCAUGUACAAUCGCCAGAAGAACUCAAAAAAGUGCGUUCACUAGUGAGGAGCGUGGUGAAUUCGGACCAGCGCCGCCGCACCCUGUCACGGAUCGCGAGGAAGGCGCUGCCACCCGAGGUGGUGGCCAAGUGCAAACAACGCCCCAAGGAGCCCGAGCACAUGGAGGAAAUGGCACGUCUGCUGCGCUUCGGCAGGAAGCGGCCGAAGUUGACGCCCUACACGUAUUUCCCUGAAGGCAUUGGCAACGCGGGACUUGGUGAGGACCGCAGGAGCAUGAACCGGCGCAUCAGGGAUGCCAACCUGAAGCUCACUAAGCUAAAACGCAACAAGCGGUUUUUGAGCAUGUUGCACCGCCUCGACGUGGACCCCGACGAGCUAACCUUCGACAACAUCCAUCAGAUGCUGCCGUUCGAACUGGUCUCGUCGAGGCCGCCACCAUUCAGAAAGCUGAUGGGUAUCGGCGAGAGCAAUCUGCCUGACGAAAAGGGGUAA
Messenger RNA from Babesia ovata, 3552 nucleotides. RefSeq names its product RNA-binding S1 domain-containing protein. Gene Ontology annotation, molecular function: nucleic acid binding. The record is from RefSeq and is a predicted model, not a curated record. The transcript is spliced from 2 exons. The coding region runs from base 1 to 3552 and encodes 1183 amino acids. NCBI's taxonomy places the organism in Eukaryota, Apicomplexa, Aconoidasida, Piroplasmida, Babesiidae.